GAUUUUCACAAGUCAAAAUCAGCCCCAGCAUCACGAUGAAAACAGCAAGCUUCCUCAAAAUCACCGCGCUUGCUUGCUUCGGCCAGGCCCUCUUCGACGGUGUCAGAGGUGGAGACGUCUCAAGCGGCGGGCUCGAAGUCGAGGAACACCGUCUCGAGGCGAGACUAUACACACCGUACACCGACGGCUACCAGAUCUCCUGGCUGUGGCAAGACUGGAGCUUCAAAGAUGGCAAACGCACACUCUACUAUUGCCGUUCCAGAUUCCCUCCACCAGGAGCCAAAAAUUACAAAUGUGACGGUCCGCAUGAUAUUGGCGACCAAAUAGCGCUUUGGCACUGUAGCAAGGCAGGAUCUCUCCUCGACAGCGAUCUGCUAGCGGACGCCACUUCGGUGAGUUAGAGUUGUGCGAAGAUGCAGGGCAAACGUCUACACUCGCAUGGCCUUUAUUAAUUCGAGGCUGUCCCUCAUGUCUAUCACGA
Acaromyces ingoldii is the source of this 481-nucleotide messenger RNA. RefSeq lists its product as hypothetical. Bases 36 to 401 code for a protein of 121 amino acids. NCBI's taxonomy places the organism in Eukaryota, Fungi, Basidiomycota, Exobasidiomycetes, Exobasidiales, Cryptobasidiaceae. The record is from RefSeq and is a predicted model, not a curated record. The transcript is spliced from 3 exons.